Phyllostomus hastatus (greater spear-nosed bat) is the source of this 639-nucleotide messenger RNA. It is a transcript of the gene AMTN, whose product is annotated as amelotin. The transcript is spliced from 8 exons. Gene Ontology annotation, cellular component: basement membrane; cell-cell junction. The coding region runs from base 1 to 639 and encodes 212 amino acids. The record is from RefSeq and is a predicted model, not a curated record. Lineage: Eukaryota; Metazoa; Chordata; Mammalia; Chiroptera; Phyllostomidae. Gene Ontology annotation, biological process: positive regulation of enamel mineralization; odontogenesis of dentin-containing tooth.
AUGAAGACUAUGAUUCUACUGUUUUGUCUUCUGGGAUCAACUCAGUCAUUACCAAUGCAGCUCACCCCUGCUUUGGGACUUCCUCCAGCUCAGCUGGUUCCAGAUCAGACAACCCUACUGAACCAACAGCAUCCGAAUCAGGUCUUCCAUUCUUUAAGUCUAAUACCAUUGACACAGAUGCUCACGCUGGGGUCAGAUCUGCAGCUGCUAAAUCCUCCUGCAGGGAUGGCACCUGCUGCCCAGACCCUCCCACUGACCCUGGGGGCGCUAAACAUGCAGCAGCAGCUGCAGCCACAAAUGUUACCACUUAUUGUAGCACACCUUGGAGCCCAGGGAACUAUCCUAAGCUCGGAGGAACUGCCAGGAGCCCCACACAUCUUCACAGGCCUCAUCUUCCAGCCCUUGCUCCCCGGAGCUAUCCUGCCCAGCAGCCAGGCUAAUCCAGAUGUCCAGAACAGAAUCCUCCCUGCAGGACAAGCAGGAGUAAAUCCCUCCAUCCAGGGAACCGAGAGCCCCUUCCUGACCCCCGGCGGCACAGACACUGACGAUGACUUUGAAGUGACUACCCCUGCAGGCAUCCAGAGGGGGACACACAUUCCUGAGGGAACCACCACAGGGUCCCCAAAUGGAGUUCAGUAA